AUGCCCACCACCCAGGACCUGAGUCCCUCCCAGCAGGGCCUCUGGUGGUGGUUUCUAGUUUCUCUGCAGGCCCCGGCACUGGGUGGUUUUAAGCUGCUGCUCCCAUGUCUCAAAGACACAGGGUUUUCACUUUCACUUUUGCUUCCCAGUGUAUAUCUGGGCCCAGAGGGUGUGUGUGGUUUAUUGAAGAGAUUCACAGCUGGUGGCUGCAUCUGCAGAGCUGAGAACAACUGGAUCUUGUUCACACUCGGGCAGAGGAAGACUCCUGGGAAAGAAGUGGAGGCAUUACGUGAAUUUCUGAAUGAGUGGAAGACAGACUUGGCUAUGGAAGACCAAGAGAGAUUCCAAUGGGACCUGCUAGACAGGGAGAGGUUUUUAAAUGAGUUUCCUCAGGUGAAAAAGGAGCUGGAAGAGAGCAUAAGAAAGCUCUAUGCACUUGCAGACAGGGUUGACAAGUCACACAGGGACUGUACCAUCUUCAAGGUGGUGGCCAACUCUACCGGCACUGUGUCUGGUGUUCUGAACAUCCUUGGUCUGGCUCUGGCACCCGUGACAGCAGGGGCCAGUUUGGCACUCUCAACCACUGGGUUAGGGCUGGGAGCAGCAGCUACUGUGACCACCAUGUCCACCAACAUCGUGGAACACUUUAGAAGGUCAUCAGCAGAAACGGAAGCCAGUGGCCUGUUGUCAACUAGCAUCAAAGAAAAGGUGUCUGUGGGAGCUCGAUGUCUGUCUGUACUUGGGAUGGCUUUUUCUGUAAGAAAAGUCUACAAAUCCAUGCAAGAGAUUAGGAAAAAUGUCCGUGCUGCAAAGCUAGUGAAAGCUAAAAGCUUCACAAGCACUGGGCAAGUCUCCAUCCAGACAAGCAAGGAGGUGAACGAAGUUUUCAAAGGCACCAUUCUGGAAAUGACCAAAAAGGCUCGGAUCAUUGCUGGAGGCUUUGCAGGAAUCUCCCUUCUAGUGGAUGUGGGCUUCCUGGUAAAAGAGUCGAUGCACUUGCAUGAGGGGGCAAAGACAGAGUUGGCUGAGAAGCUGAGGCAGCAGGCCAGGGAGCUAGAGAAGAAGUUGAAGGAGCUCAUACAGACCUAUGAGAGGCUGAAGUAAGGCCUGACUCCCCCACCCCCAGAGAAGUGCAGGAACGAGGGACACAUGUGAGACCAGGGAUCAGAACACCAUGUUGAGGGGAAAGGAGGGGGAGACAACACUGAUGGAGCUGGGUGUUAGGAAUCUGGCAUUUCAGUAGCUGAGCACAGCAGGGGAGGAAUGCAUGCAGGGUGAAGAUGGGGAAAGAGAAGGAAGGAGCCUGGAGCCUGGACUAAGGGAUGAGAAUGACGGGAGGGGAGAUACCACUUAUUUUGAACUAAAGAACACACUGGGGGCAGAACAGAGAGGCAGGGGAACUAGCAACGAGAGGCCAAGAAUAUGAAAGUGUUUAAAAUUGGAGAAAGUCAAAGAGGAGGGAUAGCUGGGAUCCAGGAGAAGCAGCCCGGGCUCCUCUAUCGCCCUCCCCAGGGUUUGCUGUCCCAGCAAGAAGAGUCUCCCCCUGAUGGUGGUCUCUAGCCCUCCUUCUCCAGCGUCAGCUCACCUUUGAUCCCAGCAGGUUUGCCUUAAUUAGGCAGUGACUUCUUGAUGAUAAUGGUGGUGGUGGCAGUGAUGACUACUCAGUGGGUGGGACAUUUGUCGAGAUGCAGGUGAUAUUGGGGACCAGGAUCACUGAGUGACUAAUGAAGAUCCUAUGAAAUUCCAAAUGCUGUGUGAAACAGAGGUUGGUUUAAAAAAAAAUCACAAAAGAAAUAAGAAAUGACACCAGAAGGCAACAGCCGACCAAGGAACUGUGUGGUGUGUCAAGGAGAUCACCAGCCUGCGGUGAGGAAAGGCCGCCUCUCAGAUCCUCGGUUUCCUCUUCAGUGGUGGGGGGGGCUGGACAAGACACUCAGGUUCCUUUGUCUCCACCCACCUUUUGUUCUCCAGACUCUGGUUCAAUAAAUAUGAGCUGGUUCAGUGAG
This is a messenger RNA of Cervus elaphus (red deer), 2006 nucleotides long. RefSeq names its product apolipoprotein L3-like. Gene Ontology annotation, cellular component: membrane; extracellular region. Gene Ontology annotation, molecular function: lipid binding. Lineage: Eukaryota; Metazoa; Chordata; Mammalia; Artiodactyla; Cervidae. The transcript has 3 exons. Bases 1 to 1104 code for a protein of 367 amino acids. Gene Ontology annotation, biological process: lipid transport; lipoprotein metabolic process. The record is from RefSeq and is a predicted model, not a curated record.